AUGGUGCCAUCCUUCAAGUACGACGUGCCAGCGCCGUAUGGUGCGGAAGAAUCAAAGUACUCGAAAGAUGAAGCUCCAGAGAAGGACGAGUCUGCCUCAAAGUUCCGGCCCAUCACGUUGAAGAGAGAAAAAGUCCGUCGCUCCGACGAUACUCGCGCUGCUUCAACUGUGUCCCAUACUGCUGAAUCAGCACGUCCACCGACACCUAAUGCCCCUCCCCCUCCACCCCUAUCCCCUCCGCCUGCCACCCCUCCAGCCCCGCCGACUGUGCCCCACGCGCCGCUGUUACACCAAGACAAGACGCGCCCGCCAUCGCCUGAGCGCGAGGAAGGCGAAUAUGUUGAGCCGCCGCGUGAUAAGAGUCAUAAGGAGAAGGGCAGGGGUAGGAGGAAGGAUCAUGAGCCAGAAAGAUUUGGAAUGAGGACGGUCAAGGAGGAGGAGGAGGCGUAUGGGAGAGUGUUUGUGGGAUCGUCAACCUUGAUGGGAUACGAGACGGGUAGGAAGCUGGGAGAAGGGACGUUUGGUGUGGUCACGCAAGCAACCGAGAGGAGCACUGGAAGAGAAGUGGCUUUGAAGAAGAUUACCACGCAUAAUACCAGGGAUGGGGCGCAUAUCACCACGUUGCGAGAGAUCAAGAUCUUGAAAAGUCUGAACCAUCCUAAUGUGGUCCCUCUCAUCGAUAUGGUCAUGAGUCGAGGUAAUCCCCAAAACAGAAAGGUCAACACCGAGAUGUUUAUGGUGUUUCCCUAUAUGGACCACGAUCUCUGCGGCCUUCUCGGCAACCCCGAUUUUCAAAAACGCCCCAGUGUCCACAAAAGCCUCAUGAAGCAGCUCCUCGAAGGCAUGGCAUUCAUCCACGCCAACAACGUCAUCCACCGUGAUAUCAAGACCGCCAACAUCCUCGUGGAUAAACAUUAUCGGGUCAUGAUUGCAGACUUUGGUCUGGCGAGACCUUGGACGAAGGAGGCGGAUAUGCCACCGCAUCUCGCGAGAGAGUAUACCAAUAUGGUGGUGACGAGGUGGUAUCGUGCGCCGGAACUGCUCCUGGGAGCUACCCGCUAUACCCCUGCUGUCGAUCUUUGGUCAAUAGGCUGCAUACUGGGAGAACUGUACAUGAAGCGCCCGCUCUUGCCUGGUGGCGGUGAUAGAGAACAGUUGGCGAUGAUUGUUGCUAAAUGCGGACCGUUGAGCCAGGAGACAUGGCCAGGAUGGAGGAGUCUACCUGGGUUUGUCGAUGCGCCAGGACACGAUUGGGAGCGAUCACCGAGAGAGAGGCAUAUUGCGGAAGACGUUACAGCUUAUGGGUUGGAUAGGGCGGGAGCAAACUUGCUUGGAAAGCUGUUGACGCUAAACCCAAGUCAAAGACCAACGGCAAGUGAGGCAUUGGAUCACCCUUGGUUCUGGAUAGAACCUCUACCCAUCAAUCCAAAGACGGAGGCUCCACUGAGACUCGAAUCUUCACACGAAAUGUCGGCCUGGCAUCACAAGCAGCCCGCUGCGCCCGCUCAACCUCCGCCCCAACCUGUCAUGCCCCCGCGCGUCGCAUUCUCUCAAGCCCCACAAGCCAAUCCUUAUGCCAAUAAUCCUUACGCCGCACCACUAUCGGCACCAGUUCAACAACCGCUCAACAACUAUCCUCAUCAGUCGCAGCACCAGCCUGCUCCCAACCCCUAUCAACCGCUCACGGGUCAUGCCUCGAAUCAGUCACAACCUGGGCAUAAUGCAUAUCGCCCGCGGCCUGCAUAUGCGCAACAGCAAGCGCAACAAGGCUACUCGCAGGCACAGCCUUCUAUACAACCUCUUGCCACAGGCUAUGGUGCCGGACCGCCUGUGAGCUCGAACGUGAUUGGUGCUGCACAUGCGGCGAUGGGGUAUGGUAAUGGAGGAGGGUAUGGUGGUCAGCCAGGGGGUUACGAUGGUGCAGUGCAGGGCGGUUACGGUCAGCCUUCCCUAGCGCCGCUACCACAGAACAGCUUUCCUGCACCCCCUCCAUCAGGGAUGCGGGCCCCCCCCGGCAGUCUUCCGAAGCGACCAACCGGCCCACCUCCCGGGUUUUCCUUGGCCGGAGGAGGGGGUGGUGCCCCCCGGAACAGGCCACCACAAAAUCAGAAUUUCGGGAAUGGCGGCGGAGGUAACGCGCGUAAUGAUGGCAGCUAUGGUUACCAAGCACAGCCUGGCCAUAUGAAACGAGAGCAUUCGAACGAACAGUUCAAUGCCAACAAGCGGCACAAGCCGGAUAUGACGACGGGGGGCGGAGGGGGCGGUCUGCCGUACUAG
Cryptococcus wingfieldii CBS 7118 is the source of this 2277-nucleotide messenger RNA. Its product is annotated as CMGC/CDK protein kinase. NCBI's taxonomy places the organism in Eukaryota, Fungi, Basidiomycota, Tremellomycetes, Tremellales, Cryptococcaceae. Gene Ontology annotation, cellular component: nucleus. Gene Ontology annotation, molecular function: cyclin-dependent protein serine/threonine kinase activity; ATP binding. The transcript is spliced from 6 exons. The record is from RefSeq and is a predicted model, not a curated record. Bases 1 to 2277 code for a protein of 758 amino acids. Gene Ontology annotation, biological process: protein phosphorylation.